Messenger RNA from Aethalodelphis obliquidens (Pacific white-sided dolphin), 2543 nucleotides. RefSeq names its product nuclear protein 2, transcriptional regulator (gene NUPR2). Gene Ontology annotation, biological process: negative regulation of cell cycle; negative regulation of cell population proliferation; regulation of transcription by RNA polymerase II. Bases 2007 to 2303 code for a protein of 98 amino acids. The record is from RefSeq and is a predicted model, not a curated record. Gene Ontology annotation, cellular component: nucleus. The transcript has 2 exons. Lineage: Eukaryota; Metazoa; Chordata; Mammalia; Artiodactyla; Delphinidae.
AUCACCUCCUAGCCUCUAGAGCCAACCUCCAUUUACACAAUAUGGGAGAGAGAGGAAGAAGUUAAAUGACACGACAAGGAAACAGAAAAAUCCACAAAGUGGGGCAUUUUACAGGACAACUGACCCAGUUUUUGCAGCAAGUCAUGACAGGGAAAAAUGAAAAGGGCAGGGGCCCACCCUAGAUUAUAAGAGACUUAAACACCAUACAAGAAAAUUUCAUGUGUAGAUUCUGUAUGUAUUCUGAGUUGUAUGUUUUCUAUUGUCUUUUAGACAAUCAGAGAAAUUUGAUUCUGGACUGGGUUUUAGAUGAUAACAGGGCCAAGUUGACUUUGUCAAGUAUGAAAAUGGCAUUGAGGUUAUGGAAAAAAGUCUAGUUUUUUAGAGCUGUAUAUUGAGAUAUACAGGAGUAAAAUGACAUAAGGUCUGCAGCAGAGCAAAACAGAAAGGGGUAAAGCAAACCUGACAGGAUCUUGAUAAUUGUUGAAUCCAUGUGAUGGGAUACGGGAGUUCUUUGUUCUAUUUUCACUUCUGAGAAGGUCUGAAUAUUUUCAUAACAAAUUCUAAAGAGAGUUUUUAAAAGAGAUGAUGUGUGGGAGGGUGGUAGAGGGAUAAAUAUUAGCUUCUCUUUCCCAGUACAGGUGUAAGACACGUGGGUGGAAGAGAAAAUCCUCUCUGCCUUUUAUUAAAAACUCUCUCUUGGGAUUUGCUCAUUUAAGGAACUAACAAAAUUGCCCUCAGAGCGUGGUAUGUAGGCCACGCCCCACCAGGGAUACUUCAGAGAGCAGAAAAAAAACUCAAAUUGGCAACUUGGUCACAGACAGAAACUCAGCAAGAUCAAAUACCUGAAAAGGACUUUUUUUUAAAGUAUUGAAUUAUUUUCGAUCUAUUAAAAAGAAAAUCCCCGAGGGGAUAGACGCAAUUUUCCUGGGAAGAGAAUUAUCUGCGCUAGUUAAACCAAACCAAAACAAAGGCAUUCUUCGCAAUAACUCCCUGAGAGCAGCGUUUACGGAGACAGUAAUUAGGUAAUUAGACCGGGUAGUCACCGCAGAGCCUCGGGUGCCGCAGGGUGUUAAUGACUCCUGCUCAGCUGUGCAGCUGCCCUCGGCGAGGAGGUAGGUCUGGACUUUUCUGAGCGUAGGCCACUCGGCCUGAUUCCUCUCGCCUUUGCAGCUCUCGGGGAGCAUCCUUCCCCCAACGCCCGCGGGGCUGGGCGCACCCGGGGCUGGCGGGUGGGACGCUGGGCUCGCGCUGGUUCCCCCGCGCGGCCGCUCCCAACUCUCGGCCCUCACCCCAAAACUGCCGGCGCAUCAAGCUACCACAAUUUUAGCGUCCCCUGGCCGCAGGGAUUGGGCACCUGCUGAUAAUCCGAAAUUGCACGCGGUUCCCGGCCUUGCACCAGGCAGGGUGACUUUCCCUUCUUAAUCGCUCGCUCGCUUAAUACAGUUAAUUCGUACCCCUUAUCAAACACGUGGACUGUGGAAAGGAAAAAAGAACUAAUGUGUGUAUGUCCCUACCAGCCAGAAAUACUUUUAGCAUUCCACCGCAUUUCCUUUCACUCCAGACAUGUUUUAAAUAUAUAUUACUGGGAUACCAGAGAUAUUACUUCAGAAGCUCAUUUUUCACUUUGCAUCAUUUAUUGAGCACUUACUCCUGUCAUCAAAUAGCCUAACAAAAUGUUCAAUGCUGAUAGAAGUCCGCCGGAGUAAUGCACAGCUCCCUGACACUUGAUACUUGGAUAAUUUCCCAUUUUUGACCGACAUAAACAAGUGUUUGGUCUAAUUUUGCCAAAUACCCUUCUCGCUCAGGCGGCGCACAGGCCGGGAUGGAGGAAAGGAUCAUGGUUCCAGGUGCCAGAUCGCAGAGGCCUCGCGCUGAGUACCUUCCCGGUCCUGUGACGUCAGCCCUAGGCCCCGCCCCCUUCGGCGGAGCCAAUCGAAGCGCUGGGGGGGGCCUCCACAAACUUGCGCGCACGGGCGCGCGAGCGGCAGACCCUGAGGCUGGGCGCGAUGGGCUUGGCGUUUCCUGGUGUCCAGGGUCAGGCCCAGCUGCCGCCACCCGAAGCGUGGCCGCUGGUUGGCUCCGAGGAGGAGCUCUAUGACUGUCUGGAUUACUACUACCUGCGCGACUUCCCGGCCUGCGGGGCCGGGCGCAGCAAGGGCCGGACGCGGCGCGAGCGGGAACUGCGCACCAACUGGCGGGUGCCCGGCGGCCACGAGCGCAAGAUCGCGCAGAAGCUCCUCAACGGCCAGCGCAAGCGUCGCCAGCGCCAGCUGCAGCCCCGGCCGCGCACCCGUCUCGCCUGAGUGCUGGUGCGUGCGGGCCCGCGCGAGCGUCCCGGAUACCCAUACCCAAAGGACCUGAUAAAAGUAUUUUCUCUGACUCCAGCUAUAACUCCGGUCCUAAGGGGAACAGUCCAUGUUGGUCAACAGAACUUCUUUUCGACAUCGCUUAAGUUCAGUAUCUUUUCCUCACUAAUUGUUAAGUAACAUCCAAGUGGGUAUGCCUGUUUAGGGUUUUUAAUUAAAAGAGCAGCAAGAAUGGCA